CCCAAACAUACAGCAUCGAACACACAGGGACAGGCAACACUUGUCCGCACUGGAACAUCAUUUGUAAAGCAACACUAUCAAAAUCCCCAAUAUACCCUCCUCACUCCUCCAUAUCAUCCUCGGCCAGCAAGCAUUUACACGGUCACAACUUCAUUGGAGAGCCCAAAGCUCACAGCUUUCGCAACACUCGACUCUUUAUACACAAUUACAGAGAGAGGGGAGGUGGGUUCUGUUGUGAUGGCAAAGAAGAAGGCGUGGUCAUUGAAGAAGUCGAUGAGCAAGGACUACUUGUGGAGGCUUCUGCAAGGGAGGUUUUCUGGAGCUUUCAAAUUGAAGAUAGUAGAUGAGGUGGUGUUCAAGGUUCUGUAUGUUGUAGAGGCCAUUGUUCUCGUCUCCACGCUCUGCUUCUUCUUUCUGUGCUGUGGAUGCCACAUAUGAUUAAAUAUUGUUUCUUCAAUUUCAUUCAUUCUUUGUUUUGUUGUUUAAUUAGCUUUCCUCGAUCUCUAGCUCUUUCAAAUAUUGAGAAUCUAUUUCUCUUCUUUCUGCUUCAAACAUUGUAUUGGGUCAUUCAGGCUGUUGCGUUGAUUAAUAAGAGUUUUUCUUGUGUCAGUCGGAGAGAGUAA
Tripterygium wilfordii is the source of this 623-nucleotide messenger RNA. RefSeq lists its product as uncharacterized. The annotation marks the transcript as partial. NCBI's taxonomy places the organism in Eukaryota, Viridiplantae, Streptophyta, Magnoliopsida, Celastrales, Celastraceae. The record is from RefSeq and is a predicted model, not a curated record. The transcript has a single exon.